CAGAGCGCAGCUACUGAGUGAACGGCGCGGACGCCAGCUUUUCUCGCGGAUUUACAGUCUUUAGCGUGUUUUCAGGACAUCCUUCGUGCACACGGCAAUUUGUAUACGACAAAAGAAACACCAGAAAGAAGUCUACAGCCAUCGCUUUUGGGCGAAAAAACCCUCUGCUGGGAUUUGUGACGACAUAGAUAUCAUGGACAGAUUUUAUGACCAGCAAGUUCCGUUUAUGGUCCCAUCAAAUAAAUCAUCUCAUGUGGAGGAACCAUACAACAGAACCAUCAAUGAGAGGAAAAGAAAGUUUGUAGAUAACGAACUUGCUCAGGACACAGAAGUAUGUUGUAUUCAGACUGACUUUCCUGUGUGCCUGUCUACUACAGAACUCUUCCAGGACCUCAGUCAGCUGCAGGAAAUCUGGAUUGCGGAAGCUCAGGUGCCUGAUGAUGAACAGUUUGUUCCAGACUUUCAGCCGGACAGCUUGACAUUUCAUGGCCCCCCUCCAGCCAAGAUUAAACGAGAACUGAGUCCUUCCAAAGAGCUCUCUCCCUGUAGUGAGGACAGGAGUGCAAUGCUGUAUGGAGAGAAGUGCCUUUAUAACUACAGUGCCUAUGAAAGGAAAACCUCAGUUGGGUUUAAGCCAUUGACUCCUCCUUCAACACCCGUGUCACCAUGCAGCUCCAACAACACUCACCCCUUGCGUGAACAGAUGCCCCCUCUUGUCCAUAAUUCGACAUUAGGGCAACGCUCCCUACACGGACAGCCUGCUGUGACCAGUUCCGCUCUCAGUCAGAGGGCCCUCCCGUUACAGAGUCAGACUCCACCUUUUGCUGUGCCAUGUCCACCUCAAGGCCACAAUGCCCCCUAUAACAAUGAGCACAGGUUUCAGCGCCAGCUCUCAGAACCAUGCUUGCCGUUCCCACCUUCCGAGGGAAAACCAAAUUACAUUCCCCAGGCAUCAAGCACUUCACCUAGAGAUGGCCGGCCACCAUAUCACCGGCAAAUGUCGGAGCCAGUGGUUCCUGUUCAUCCACAAUGUUUCAAACAGGAACUGUUGGACCCUCGCUACGCUGAGCAGGGUGUCCCAAACAUGGGCCCAUCCCAAGCAAACUUCCACCCAAUGGCCAUCAAGCAAGAGCCACGGGACUUUGGCUUUGACUCUGAAGUGCCUAACUGCCGGUCUUCAUUUGGGAGAGGAGCAAGCUUUUACCAAAGCCAAGAAAGUUUUUCAUUUGACAGGGAACAGCACUUGUAUUAUGAUGAUACAUGUGUAGUUCCUGAACGACUUGAAGGAAAGGUAAAACAGGAGCCUUCUGUAUUUCGUGAUGGCCUACCUUACCAACGCCGUGGAUCCCUGCAGCUUUGGCAGUUUUUGGUCACACUUCUCGAUGACCCUGCUAAUGGUCACUUCAUUGCAUGGACAGGACGGGGCAUGGAGUUUAAGCUCAUUGAACCAGAAGAGGUGGCGCGACGUUGGGGUGUUCAGAAAAAUCGACCAGCUAUGAAUUAUGAUAAGCUCAGUCGUUCUUUGCGUUACUACUAUGAGAAGGGCAUUAUGCAGAAGGUUGCUGGCGAGAGGUACGUCUAUAAGUUUGUGUGUGACCCUGAGGCUCUCUUCUCUAUGGCCUUUCCGGAUAACCAGAGGCCAAACAUUAAAGCUGAUCCCGACGGCCUGCCUGUUGGGGACGAUGAAACGCUACCCAUCACUCACUAUGAUGAAGCAAGCACUUACCUGGUGGAAGGAGGAGAGCAGUGUGUUACUGGAAUGCCCUUCCCUGAUAGCUAUGUGUAUUGACUCUCGUCCCCAAUCCAAAACUGUUGAGCAGAUUGGAGCAUGUCUGUCCCUGCUGCCUCUACUUCUGCCCUGUUGUUCAUUUACAGAUUAGCCCUCCCCCAAAAGUUGCAUAAAAUUAAUGGAAAUAUCAGCAAACUAUCAAAUCUCUGGCACUGGCCCAUGAGAAAGUAUCUGGGAAGUGAGGUAUAUCUGGACUUCUGCACCUUUGACCUGCUUUGUAGUGGAUGGUUAAUUGAUGCUGCAGAAAAUGUGAAGUCAGUGUGCUGAAGGACUGUUGGGUCUCUGUGCAGACUAAAAAAAUUGUAGCAAUUCUGUUUUGACAAUCUGUUUAAAAAGAAAAAAAAGAUGAAAUAUUAAGAGGUGCCCUAACAAAACAGCACUAUUUAAUAGCUGCCUAUUUGGGUACUAAUAGAUUUGAGUUACCUCAAAAUCAUGUAGACAUCUAUUAGAAAUGAAAAGGGCUUUAUUUUGCAAAAGAAAAACACCCAGUUAAUUCUUUAGUUUUGGUUCGUCUUGUUUAGUAAGCUGUUUUUUUUUCUUUUUUUUUUUUUUCCUUUUUUUUUAAACAAUAUUUUGGUUUAAUUACAUGCAGGACUGCUUCAAACAUGGAAUUUCUACCCAAUAUAAUGUUUUUUUUUGUUUGUUUUUUAAUUAAUUAUUAUUAAUAUUAUUGUUGGCUUGUUUUUAGUCAUUGUAAAUGUUGUGGGCUUGUUUUUGUAUCAUUAGCUUACUCUCCCACUCGAUUAUUCAAAGCUUAUUGCUCUAUAAUGAUGCUGAACCAGAUACACUCUUAAAGACACUCGGUCAGAUUACAGUGACUGUUAACCCAUUGUUAAACAUGUAUUUCGUAUGCAUUGACACUUCUUCCUUGAAAAUUGGUACAUUCAUUCAAAAAGGGAUGCACUAGAUAAACUUUCUUCAAGAGAGUUACAGCCUCUGACUACUUAAAAUGUAUUUAAGGGUCAGUGUUUUUAUCCUGUUUUGUAUGAUCUUUGACUUACUUUUCUUUGGCACUGUACAAGAUUUUAAACCUAUCAAGAUGGCAGGAAAGCCAGGACUUUGCAUGCAAUGAGGUGAAAACAACACCUUCUCCUGGACUCCUUUUCACUGCCAAUACGAAGUUGAUGAAAGACCACUGCUUCCUUUUUUUGCAUGGUACUCAACUGACAAUUGUCCACUAACAUAUCGCUUUAUGCUGGACAAGGAUGAAAUUAAUUUCUCUGCAUUGUUUUCUUUCUUCUUUUUUUUUGAGAAAGAUGAACUUAUAAAAAUAUAUAUUUUUGCAAAGUCUGCAUUGGGUUUGAUUUCAUUCUAUCAGCUGUAUAGUACCGCCUAAAAUGUUAAAAACUCUGGAUGCCUGUUGUGCUUUACCUGCAGAUCAGGGCUUUAUGGAUUCCCAUUGUGUUUGGUUAAAGCAACAUUUUCUGUAAUAGGCCUCGGAUACACAGAGACAAGCCCAUUUAUGGCUUACUUCAGGUUUUCAACACACAAACCAUAUAUUCAGUGUUUUAAUGACUUUGGUACAAACUAGGACUGUUUGGAAAGUACAUAGUGAGAAGGAAGUAUGCUUUGGUAUGAAAACUGAUCUAUAUGUAUUAGGCUUACUCACUGAAUGAGGGGCUUAUUAACCUCAAGCCCUGUCAGCAGAAGGAGGGGUCUGCAUGUGUAUAGGCUUCACCUUCCUUCAUAUUGUGUACCUUUUAGUUUAUGAUCUGUUCUGGGUACAAUAAACUGUUCUUUCUGCUUUA
This is a messenger RNA of Clarias gariepinus (North African catfish), 3537 nucleotides long. RefSeq names its product ETS variant transcription factor 5a (gene etv5a). Bases 194 to 1789 code for a protein of 531 amino acids. Gene Ontology annotation, cellular component: nucleus. Gene Ontology annotation, biological process: regulation of transcription by RNA polymerase II; cell differentiation. NCBI's taxonomy places the organism in Eukaryota, Metazoa, Chordata, Actinopteri, Siluriformes, Clariidae. The transcript has 13 exons. The record is from RefSeq and is a predicted model, not a curated record. Gene Ontology annotation, molecular function: DNA-binding transcription factor activity, RNA polymerase II-specific; sequence-specific DNA binding.